Messenger RNA from Strongylus vulgaris, 843 nucleotides. NCBI's taxonomy places the organism in Eukaryota, Metazoa, Nematoda, Chromadorea, Rhabditida, Strongylidae. The record is from the annotation of a GenBank genome assembly.
AUGUUAUAUCUUCAUACUUACCAAAUCACUUUUCUUUCAGCUAUACACGAUGCAAUUAUUGUUGAAAGGCUGUUCAACUCGUCACUCGUCGUCAUUGUUUCGCAAAAAGAACCACGAGUUAUCUGCAUAUAUCACUUUAAAAGCAAAAAUAUGAUUUGUGUUUACAAAUUCAUCAAAUCCGUACUUAACGUCAAAUUGAACCGUGAUCGAGUUGUUGUUUGUCUAGAGGAUAGCAUCCAUAUCUAUGUGCUGAAAGAUAUGAAGUUGCUUCAUACGAUUUUGGACACACCACUUAACCGACUUGGUUUGAUUGAUCUCUCACCAGCGGGGAGUUCUUUAAUUGCCUAUCCAGCGAGCGCUGAAGCUGGAAGUGUACAUAUCUUUGACUGCAUGAACUUAUCAGCUGUAAACACCUUCACCGCACACGAUGGGCCUCUAGCCUGUUUGAAAUUUAAUGCCGACGGUACCAUGAUAGCGACGGCCAGCACGAAAGGUACAGUUAUUCGCGUUUACAGUGUACCACAGGGAACAAGACUAUUUGAGUUCCGCCGAGGAAUGUCAAGAUGCGUUACGAUCUAUUCGCUUGCCUUCUCCGCCGACUCAACUUAUUUGUGCUCAUCGAGUAACACAGAGACAGUGCACGUGUUCAAGUUGGAGAAACCAGAGGACCAGGAGAAAAAGCAGGAACCCUCUGCGGAGUCGUCCAGUGGAUGGCUAGGAUAUCUCACUCAAGCUGCUUCAAAUUAUCUUCCAGCACAAGUGAAUGAACUAAUGACAGUGGAGAGAAGCUUUGCACAUGCGAUUCUGCCAGGCUCAGAUAAGAAGAAUGUAGCAGCAAUGUUA